AUAUAAAGACACUCGCUUUAAGUUUUCUCUUUUUUAAUAUAUAAUAUGCCUUUCAUUCAAAGGAUACAAAUGAUGCUGGGAUUCUCAUGCGUUGUUUAUAUAUUGCUGAUAGUCAUCCAUAGUACCAGCGGGUUCGUACAAUCUUCAUGGGGUUAUCAUCACGGAGUUGGGCCAAACAGAUGGGGAACAUUAUUUUCAACAUGCAAAGGCAGACGGCAGUCUCCAAUAGACAUUCAAACUCAGGAUGUUGUAUAUGAUAAAAAUUUGAAGCAAUUUAAUUUAAGUGACCUAGAUAAAGUAGACGAAUACAGGGCGAAAUUCGAAAAUAGCGGUCAUUCUGUUGAAGUCCAUCUAUCAGACAAAAGGCUAAGGGUUACUGGAGGCAGCCUUCCAGGACCAUAUACCGUAGCUCAAUUCCACUUUCAUUGGGGAUCAGUGAAUCAUCGCGGAUCCGAACAUGCAAUAAAUGGCAGACAUUUUCCAAUUGAGAUGCAUGUUGUGAUGCACUCUGACAAGUUUCAAACUGUCACCGACGCCAUGAAUGUCACAAACGGAUUAGCGGUCUUGGGAUUUUUCAUAGACGUUGGCGACUACAACGAUGAAUUUGAAUCCAUUAUACGUAAUCUUAGAAACAUUAAACGUAAAUCUGAUAGUGUCAUAAUAAAAGCAUUAAGUUUGUCAGAUUUAUUCCCACAAACUACAGACUAUUUAAGAUAUGCUGGUAGUCUGACAACACCACCAUGUUAUCAGAGCGUCAUUUGGAGUGUAUUUGUACAUCGCAUCUAUAUUUCACAAUAUCAGUUGGACCAGUUUCGUAGCCUUGGAAAAACACAUUAUCCAGGGUCAGAGGACCUGAUAAACAACUACAGAAAUCCACAACCAUUAAAUGGUAGAAAAGUCACUACAAAUGUGCAGUUGCUAUUCAACUAAAUUACCAGCACAAAAUAGAAGACAUUAGAAAAUGUUUUAAAUCUAUGACUCUUUUGUGAGAUUAUUGUUUUGUUUUGUUAUACAAUUUAAAUAGAAAUAUUAUCUACAAACA
Messenger RNA from Mytilus trossulus (common blue mussel), 1042 nucleotides. RefSeq names its product carbonic anhydrase 1-like. The coding region runs from base 46 to 930 and encodes 294 amino acids. NCBI's taxonomy places the organism in Eukaryota, Metazoa, Mollusca, Bivalvia, Mytilida, Mytilidae. The transcript has 8 exons. Gene Ontology annotation, molecular function: carbonate dehydratase activity; zinc ion binding. The record is from RefSeq and is a predicted model, not a curated record.